Pneumocystis murina B123 is the source of this 378-nucleotide messenger RNA. RefSeq lists its product as hypothetical. Lineage: Eukaryota; Fungi; Ascomycota; Pneumocystomycetes; Pneumocystales; Pneumocystaceae. The coding region runs from base 1 to 354 and encodes 117 amino acids. The record is from RefSeq and is a predicted model, not a curated record. Gene Ontology annotation, biological process: intronic box C/D snoRNA processing; tRNA processing; nuclear-transcribed mRNA catabolic process, RNase MRP-dependent. Gene Ontology annotation, cellular component: ribonuclease MRP complex; nucleolar ribonuclease P complex. Gene Ontology annotation, molecular function: ribonuclease MRP activity. The transcript is spliced from 4 exons.
AUGAGACCCAUUCGUAUGCGUAUUUUCUCUGACUUUGUUUAUUUUCAUAUGAAAUUGAAUGAAUCAUAUGAUGAUAAAGAAAUAGACAGGAAAAAAUGGCAAAUAAUGAUUAAACAGGCACUUUCUCAGGGAUUUGGACUGGAAGGAGAAUCUAUUAUGAUUGAUAUUUUACAUUUAACAAAGGAUAAGUGUGUUUAUAUUCGCGUGCCAUCAAGAGAGGAGUCAAGAUUUUGGGUGGCAAUGACGGGAUAUUGUGAAAAAAACAUUCAAAUAUUGGGUGUAUCGGAUCAUUUAAUGGGUUUAAUUAAUAGAAGUCGAUUAGAAAAAAAUUUGCAUGAAAAAAAAAACAAUUAAAGGUUUUUAGGUUAAGUUGAAAGA